Chara braunii is the source of this 2423-nucleotide messenger RNA. The record is from the annotation of a GenBank genome assembly. Lineage: Eukaryota; Viridiplantae; Streptophyta; Charophyceae; Charales; Characeae.
GCUGUACCAGGACCAGAUGCUGGGGCUUCCAGCAGUGCAUCCUCUAGCCGCCAACUGGAGGAACGCGUUGACCACGUAGUGGCAAUGCUAGGAGACAUAAGUGCCUUCAUAGAGCCGGCCACCAUCAGCCAGCGGUUCGAGCUGCUGGACACCAAGAUCAGUCAGCAACAGCAGACCGACCACAACCACAACAACAGCUCGGCGAGGCCAUACAAGAUGCCGACGUUCCGGAUCGAGAAAUUUGAUGACUACACACAUCAAGACCCGGUCGUCUGGUGGCAAGGAUUUACAACGGAGUUGGGGAUUCAGGAGGUCCCUGACCAUCUGUUCAUCAGUGCUCUCUGGCUCACGGAUUGGCAGAAGAUCGUGGCAACGCCCGAUUUGGACUUGCCAUUUCCGCAUCUGCGGCCUGAGUUCUACAACAGGUCAUGCGCCGCUCUCAGCCUCGCACUUGGUGAUCGCGAGCAGUACAGCACUUUCGCGAAGAUAAUCAACAAGGCGAGAGAGCUCAUCAAGACCAACAGGGCCGCUGUGCACGAGAAGUCCACGUGGCAGCCAACCUAUGUGGAGAAGGUACGAACUGGUCCGCGACAGCAACAGUUCGCUACAGUCCAGUCGAACAAUGGAGAUAACCCAGCAGCCAGUCCAGCAUCAAGUGACGGAGAUCAGGUGGCUGCUGUCCAGCCGCGAAGCAACAACAAGUCCCGCAACAAUGGGAAGGCGAAAUCCGCAUCGCAGGCCGGGAAUGGACAGCCAGUACAAGUUCCAUGGGUCAAGUUCGGCUUGACCGAGGCGGAGUACAAGGUCUAUGGCCGCUACAGCAGCUGCUAUUGGGGCAACAGCACCAAGCACAAGACCUCCCUUUCCGCGGAAGGUGAGGCGACUCCACCUUCUACUCCGCCAGAUUCGGCCGCCUUGCUAGCGGCCUCCUGCACAUUUGGGGAAGAUGCGAAUGUCGCAGGUACUCGUUACACUUACGAGGACUAUGCUGUCCACUUGGUUCCACCGCUGGACCAACCGCUCCAUGUGCAACAAUCUACCGCAUGCACGGUUUCAUCACCAUCGGCAACCGAUUCGGCAGCUUCGCCGCCAUCUAUCGCCGGGGAUUCAUCGUCGUGUUCAAGACUUGAGGUGCUCGACCCACUGACGUUCACGGACUUCCAGUGGAUGCCCGCUCCCUCGACCGGACGAUUGCCGAGACCGCAUUGCAAUGUGCUUAUGGCACAGCUGCGAGAUUACUUGCACACUGCAGGACCAACUCCGUUGAUGGACGUCGGAGCAGAGGUUGUCGACCUUCACGCUUACAUUGCGAAGAUCGACCGCGAGUUCAAGACGCAACGGUACGACGACAUCGACGCACCAUUGCUAUAUGUACGCAUUCAGAUCGGAGAGGCGACUUGCAACGCCUUGAUCGAUUGCGGAGCAUCUCGCAACUACAUCAGCCAGGACUUCAUGGUGCGCGCCGGCCUUGGCCCACGCGCCCGGAGGAAGUCCCAGCCUACGCAAGUCACGUUGGCGGACGGUCAUACGCACAAGUCCAUCGACCGGUGCAUUGACAACGUCCCAGUGUACUUUGCCCCUCACGCAAGUGAGGCGGUGUCCUUUGACAUUCUGUACACCAAAUUUGACAUGAUCUUGGGCAUGUCAUGGCUGCGAAGCGAGGAUCAUCCGGUGAACUUCUUCCACCGCACCGUUUACAUUCGUGAUUGGAACGGAGUAUUAGUUUCAUGCACGGUACCUCUUCCUCAUCCUUCGAUCAGCUGCCACGUGGUAUCCGCCCCAAGCAUGCGAGCUUCCAUCAUCAGAGACGACAUCGAGGAGAUGUGGGCGUGUUUUCUCCACGCCCUCCCGCCCCAUGACGCUUCAUCGACGGACUCACCUUCGGAUCCACGCAUCAUCGAGCUUCUCGACGCCUACAGCGACAUGUUCGAAGGCCCGCACCGAGUAGUACCGGAUCGGCCCAUCCGCCACGAGAUCAUCCUCGAGGACGGGGCCGUACCUCCACGCGGUUGCAUCUACCGAAUGAGCGAGGAAGAGUUAAGUGUGCUUCGGGCACAGCUCGACGACCUUCUGGAGAAAGGCUGGAUUCGGCCUAGCUCAUCGCCAUACGGUGCUCCGGUUCUCUUCGUCCGGAAGAAGAACAAGGAUUUGCGGUUGUGCAUCGAUUAUCGCAAGCUCAACGCGCAGACGAUCAGAAACGCCAGCCCUCUCCCACGCAUCGACGAUCUUCUCGAGCGACUGGGCGGUGCCAAGUUCUUCUCCAAGCUCGAUCUCAAGUCGGGAUAUCACCAACUCGAGAUUCGCAAGGAGGACCGUUACAAGACCGCGUUUAAGACGUGAUAUGGGCAUUUCGAAUGACUGGUUAUGCCAUUUGGCCUUACGAAUGCCCCGGCCACUUUCCAAGCGGCUAUGACAACGGCGUU